CAUAGCUUCAGUUGAGGAACUACACAUUACUCACACAUAAUGACUAUUGAAACAGCGCACUGGUAAAUCCACGCAGACACACAUUUCGCCAAUUUGGAUGACAACCUGAAAACUCGCAAAUCGUUAUUUAUGUAGACGACUGGGUUGCGCCUGCGCCGUGAUCCUACGUUUCCCCCCAGCUUGAGGUAACGCUAUGUUGCUUGGCUUUAAAAUCAGCAGCUGCUGCAAGGAGCAGAGGCGCGGACCAAGACAAACAUCAGAGCGAGUCACACGGAGAGGACAACGCCACAGCUCCGGGCAUUGGAUCGUAGCAGGGUUUCAGGCUAACAUGCAGGCAUUUCUGUAAAAAAACAAGGUUUUUUAUAUGGAAGGCGCACUCAUGUGGAUGAUCUACCACAGCCAGGUCCACGCAGUGAGAUGAUCUAUUUUUGUGAUGGCGAAGGGUCUGUUUCCACGGGCCUGGGUGAAAAAGUCUUUCUACUUCCAGCAGGCUCGGAUCUCCUUCGUGCGGGUGAAGUAUCUGUUCCUGACUUGGCUGACUGUGCUGGUGGGGAGCUGGGUGCUCUAUGUGCAAUAUUCAGCGUACACAGAGCUGUGCCGAGGACACGAGUGCAAGAACGCCAUCUGUGAUAAAUACCGGAAGGGGAUCAUCGAUGGGUCUGCCUGCAGCAGCCUGUGUGACAAAGAUACUCUCUACCUGAGCAGGUGUCUGUCAACGCUGCCCAAUAACCAGGUGUACACAGGAAGCUGGGGGGACCACGAUGGGAUCAUCCGCUGUAAGCUGGGGGAGGUUGUGCACUUAGAACUGGGCGAGGAGCCGGAGCCCCGGAAAGAAGCCCCCGUGUUCGACAAGCCCACCAGAGGCACUUCAGUGGAGAAGUUCAGAGAGAUGGUCUUCAAUCACCUCAAGUCCAAGCUCGGUGAACAGACUAACCUCGCCAGCCUCGUCAGCCAGAUCCUCUCGGUCGCCGACGGCAACAAAGAUGGACGGGUGUCACUACCAGAAGCCCGCUCUACGUGGGCCCUCCUGCAGAUGGAUGAGGUGCUGCUGGGCCUCCUGCUGCAGGACCGCGGUCACACUCCUCGCCUCCUCGGCUUCUGCGGGGAUCUGUACAUGACGGAGCGCGUCCACUACGGGCCCCUGUACGGAUUGACUCUACCCUGGCCGCUGGUGUCCUGGGUUCCCAGCAGCAUGCAGCGCACUAUGGACCAGUGGUUCACCCCUUCAUGGCCUCGCAAAGCUAAGAUCUCCAUGGGCCUCCUGGAGCUUGUGGAGGACAUCUUCCAUGGCACCUACGGCAGCUUUCUGAUCUGCGACCUCGCUGCGGCGCACUUUGGUUACACCGACCGACACGAACUCCGUCUGACUGACGCCCGGGGGGUGGUGUCUGAGGAUGAGUUUAAACGCACCAUGCGGGCGCUGAAGUGUGAGACGGACGCUGACUGUGUGUACGGGGUGGACUGCCGGACCUCGUGUGACUUGUCGGAGAAACGAUGCAAGGAGGAGCCGGUUCAGCCCAACCUGGCGAAGGCGUGCGGCACACUGAAGGACUACCUCCUGCGGGGGGCACCUUCAGGGAUGCGGGAGGAGCUGGAGAGGCAGUUGUAUUCCUGCAUGGCUCUCAAGGGCAGUAAUGCUGGACAAAUGAACAUGGAGCACUCGCUUAUUCUCAACAACCUGAAGGCUCUUCUGUGGAGACAGAUCUCGCACACCAAGGACUCGUGACGAGGACGGGAAGUCACCUGAAGUCCGUUCCUCACACAGAGUAUUAAAGAUGCUGUGAUUUAGGAAUAGCAAAUUUACUUAAGUAGUUUUUAUUUACUCUUAACACUCUUGAAUGGUCAGACUGAUGGAGACUCUACCUCCUCUCCCUGAGUGUCAGAGGUUCGGGGCCUGGAAACCAAGGCUAAGAACUUUGAAAUACUAAAAUCAACUGAAUGUUUGCAUGUUACUGUCAGUCACACUCGAAGCCCAUCAUGCAGCCACACUAUAUUGUACCGUAUUGUUCACCACAGUGGAAUGUUUUUUGGGGCACUGCUGGAAAAAUGAAACAGAUGUCUCGCGCUGGGAGACCGAAUUGCUGUUCUUACCACUGAAUCAUGCAGAUAUGUAUGGCCUGAGAAAGAAGAUGUAAAAUCGCGGUGUUGUACAAAGCCCCAGUUGGAAGUGUAAUGACAUUGCACUAUUAUAGGAUAGGCUUCUUGAUUUGGUUGUGUUGAACGGGACAUAUCAUCUCACUUUUCUAUUGCUUUUGAACUUACAGCCCAUAUCAGGAAUGUUACCUACCCACAAACUGAGAAAUAAGAUAACUCAGUCAGUUUCCUUUAUUAGAAAACAUGUGAUUCAACAAGUCAUUCAUGUUUGGCUUCCCUUCGUUUGUCACAUGUAGCCUCAUUAGAAUAAACCCCCUCUCCAAGUACUUUUGCAAAUGUGUGCCAAAUUCUUAUUUUUAUUUUAGCCAAUUAAAGCAGACCUGGCUUUUUUGGGACUAUGUCUUAAAGAGACAAUCGGGAUGUUGUGGCCAGACACGGUUUAGAGAGUUAAUUAAAGUCACAGAAUGAGAAAAAUAAUGUGUUUUAUGAACAUUAAAGCAUGAAAACAUUAUCUAUAACAACCCAUAAAACAAAUAAGAACCUGGAAAUGAGCAUGAUAUGUCUCCUUUAAAGUUCCUUCAGCACUAUAACAUAAUCAGGGAGUGUACCUAGAAAAUUCUGCGAAAAGACCAAACAAAGGAUUAUUUUUUAAGUCUGUUGUACUUAGCUAUAAACAUGUUGCUGCCCACUAAGAGUAUACAUCUAUAUAAACAAAAUUAUACUUUCCCUUUUGAAGGAAAGUGAUUUUUUUUUCCUGUUACGACUACUUUAAGCUGUGGAUUAAUUCGAAUUUGGUGCCCAAAUGAAGGAACGAAAAUGAACUUCAUACUGUGCAACUAGACUUACACUCUAGCCCUGGCUGUACAGAACGGUGAACUGCUGGUUUUCAGGGGUUUUCUUUACAAUAAUUAAAAUAUAUAAUAUCACAAGACGUCACCUUUAACACGUAGCCUACAGAUAAGUGACAAUGGAGAAGGACAAGCCAGGAAGCAUUGAACUUUUAAUUGUCACUCAUCUGCAUAACAAGGUGAGGCAGUUUAUUCAAUUCAAAGUGUAAAAUGUGAAGGAUAUGUCUGUCAGUAUUCCAUCGACAACACCCUGUAUGUCAGUGCGCAUCACUCUGCUGUACAUUUUCUCACCUGUAACACUAGUGACAUUUUCAAAGCUGAAUCAAUGACAAGGAAUAUUAAUGUAUUUCAUUUGUGAAUGUUAUCUACUUGUACUUCUCACUGCAAAGAGCAUUUGUAGCAAUGUGCUAUAUCACAUUUUUGGGGGAUUUUGACUCAGUGCCAUAGAAAUCAUGCUGAAAUCAUUCAUGAAUGUUUACCACUGUGAUGGUGGAGAUCUGUAUCAAAGUGUGGUCACAUCUGAAUGCUGAACAAAGAGGAUUUUUCACGAUCCCUUCCAGAAGUUGUGAAGCUGCUGUGACGAGUCAACAUCCUGGCUUGUGUAAACCACUUUAAAUAGACAUGACCUGUAGAGCAUGUCCAGCUUGUGGUCAAUGCUGCUGUUUGAAUUUUGAAAAUGUAAAAAAGAAAAAGUUUACUUAUUGAAGAGACCAGCAUGAUUUGCACAAUUAAACUACAUACCACUUCUACCACUA
Messenger RNA from Eleginops maclovinus (Patagonian blennie), 3697 nucleotides. RefSeq names its product divergent protein kinase domain 1Aa (gene dipk1aa). The record is from RefSeq and is a predicted model, not a curated record. The transcript is spliced from 6 exons. NCBI's taxonomy places the organism in Eukaryota, Metazoa, Chordata, Actinopteri, Perciformes, Eleginopidae. The coding region runs from base 434 to 1726 and encodes 430 amino acids.